GACAGCAAUUACUGCAUUUCCUCAUAUAAGGUUCUUUCUCGAUGCUUCGUACUCUCAACAAGAAAUCACUGUACAACGCAAUUGAGAUGACAAGUCGUAAGGCAAAAAAUAGGAUGUUGUCAAAAUUUCUCAUCAUAGCCUGCCUAACGUUGAUUCUUGCACCUCCAACCUUAUCCUUGCAAUCCGCGAUCAACGUUUGGCCUAAACCAAGACUACUGGUAUGGCCAAAACCACUUGCCACGUUCCUCUCUCCAAACUUCACCAUCAGUUCCCCCAACCACCAACACCUCACCCCCGCCGUCAACCGCUACCUCCGUCUUAUCAAGACGGAGCACCACCACCCCGUUGUCACCCCUUCUGUCAUCGUUUCCAACUCAUCCGCUCCGUUGAAAACUCUUUCCAUCAAUGUAAUUGAUCUCACCGUCCCCCUCCAACAUGGGGUGAAUGAAACCUACGCCCUGGCCGUUUCUGAAGUUGAUGGUACGGCCUAUUUGACAGCCGCAACUGCGUGGGGAGCAAUGAGGGGUCUAGAGACGUUCUCUCAGAUGGUGUGGGGUGAUCCCUCGGUUGUCCCGGUGGGCGUGUACGUGUGGGAUGCUCCCUUGUUUGCUCACAGGGGAGUCAUGCUGGAUACAUCAAGGAAUUAUUAUGCGGUGGAGGACAUAUUGAGGACUAUUGGGGCAAUGAGUGCUAACAAGCUUAAUGUGUUCCAUUGGCAUAUUACUGACUCACAUUCUUUUCCACUGAUGGUGCCUUCGGAGCCUGAGCUUGCUGCCAAGGGAUCUUAUGGACCUGACAUGAUAUACUCACCCUCGGAUGUGGCAAGGAUUGUGCAAUUUGGCUUGGAACAUGGGGUAAGGGUCCUACCGGAAAUCGAUUCACCAGGUCAUACAGGAUCAUGGGCAGAAGCCUACCCAGAAAUAGUUGCCUGCGCAAACAUGUUUUGGUGGCCAGCUGGAAGUCUGUGGGAUGACCGUCUUGCAUCUGAACCUGGAACUGGCCAUUUAAAUCCCUUAAACCCCAAAACCUACCAAGUUCUCAAGAACGUAAUUCAUGACAUAGCCACUCUAUUCCCUGAAACAUUCUACCAUGGGGGAGCUGAUGAGGUAAUUCCUGGAUGUUGGAAAGCUGAUCCAACCAUUCAAUCUUUCCUUUCAAAUGGUGGAACCCUCAGCCAGCUCCUGGAAACCUUUGUGAACUCUACUUUGCCUUACAUCAUAUCCCUCAAUCGUACCGUGGUGUAUUGGGAGGAUGUUUUAUUAGAUGACAAUGUCAAAGUAGACUCCUCAUUUCUUCCAAGGGAGUACACCAUUUUACAAACAUGGAACAACGGCUCAAUCAACACCAAAAAGAUUGUUGAAGCCGGAUAUCAGGUGAUUGUAUCAUCUUCAGAGUUCUAUUAUUUGGAUUGUGGCCAUGGGGACUUUCUAGGGAAUGAUAGUCUAUAUGAUCAGCAAACAACAGGAGGUAACUCUGGAAAUGGAGGGUCUUGGUGUGGACCUUUUAAAACAUGGCAAACUAUUUAUAACUAUGACAUAACUUAUGGUUUAAGUGAAGAGGAGGCUAAAUUGGUUCUAGGUGGAGAGGUGGCAUUGUGGUCAGAACAAGCUGAUCCUACAGUCCUGGAUCCAAGGAUUUGGCCGAGAACUUCAGCAAUGGCGGAGACAUUGUGGUCAGGAAACCGCGACGAGACAGGGAACAAGAGGUAUGCUGAGGCAACUGACAGGUUGAAUGAAUGGAGGUAUCGAAUGGUAAGUAGAGGGAUCAAGGCUGAACCACUUCAACCACUGUGGUGUGUUAAGAAUCCAGGAAUGUGCAACACAGUCAAUACUUUUUGAUUUUUAAAGAUGUUUAAUGGAGCAACGCAGAAUUUAGAUACAAGUGACAAAAAAAUUGCUUCAGAAUUCACUUGGUUUGCAUUGAGUAUGCUUCUUACAUUUUCAACUUGUAUUCAUGUUCCAAUUGAUGAUCAAAAGAACUUGUCUAUGUCAUAAUGCACAUCGCUGAAUUUCUUGAUAA
Messenger RNA from Theobroma umbraticum, 2019 nucleotides. RefSeq names its product beta-hexosaminidase 2 (gene HEXO2). Gene Ontology annotation, cellular component: membrane. Gene Ontology annotation, biological process: glycosaminoglycan metabolic process; carbohydrate metabolic process. The record is from RefSeq and is a predicted model, not a curated record. Gene Ontology annotation, molecular function: beta-N-acetylhexosaminidase activity. Lineage: Eukaryota; Viridiplantae; Streptophyta; Magnoliopsida; Malvales; Malvaceae.